Molecule: messenger RNA, 1432 nt
Organism: Lycium ferocissimum
Lineage: Eukaryota; Viridiplantae; Streptophyta; Magnoliopsida; Solanales; Solanaceae
Product: leucine carboxyl methyltransferase 1 homolog
Exons: 13
Coding region: 95-1105 (336 amino acids)
Biological process (GO): methylation
Molecular function (GO): S-adenosylmethionine-dependent methyltransferase activity
Source: RefSeq, a predicted model, not a curated record
CAUAAUCUGUAGUGAAGUGAAAAAGUAAUAAGGAGUAAGUGCAAGGAGCUAGGCAGCCUCCGCCCAAAUUGUCAAAGCUCGGGGCAAAUUAAGGAUGGCGAAACCACUUGGCAGCAACAGAGCUGCCGUUCAGGCCACAAACGACGACGCUUCCGCUAGCAAACUGUCAUGCGUGAAAAAAGGAUACAUGAAAGAUGAUUAUGUUCAACUCUUUGUUAAAAAGGAGCUGAGGCGAGCUCCCAUUAUUAAUCGUGGUUAUUUUGCCCGCUGGGCUGCUCUUCGCAAGAUGCUCUAUCAAUUUCUCGAUUGUGAGGAUGGAAAUGAAGGCCAUACGAAGAAGCAGAUACUCUCACUUGGAGCUGGCUUCGACACUAUGUUUUUUCAGUUGCACGAUGAAGGAAAAGCCCCUUAUCUUUUCGUGGAACUGGAUUUCGCUGAGGUAACAAGUAAGAAGGCAGCUCUUAUUGAAACAUAUAGUCAGUUGAGGGAUAAAGUUGGCGAAACAGCAUCAAUCUCCUCAGAAAAGGGGGAAGUCCAUAGUGAUCAUUACAAAUUGCUGCCUGUAGAUUUGCGCAACAUAGACAAUUUAAAUGAUAUUAUAGCCCAAGCAAAUUUAGACCCCAGUUUGCCAACAUUUAUAAUUGCAGAAUGCGUUCUUAUAUAUUUGGAUCCUGAUUCAAGCCGUGCUAUUGUUGGAUGGGCUGCAAGAACCUUUUCCACGGCAAUAUUUUUCUUGUAUGAGCAGAUCCAUCCGGAUGAUGCUUUUGGCCAGCAAAUGAUUCGGAAUUUGGAGAGCCGAGGCUGUGGACUAUUAGGAAUUUAUGCUACACCCACUUUACAAGAGAAAGAAAAUCUAUUUGUUGAUCAAGGAUGGCAGAAAGCAGUUGCUUGGGACAUGCUACGGGUUUAUAGUGAUUUUAUUGAAGCUCAAGAAAGACGCAGGAUUGAAAGAUUGGAAAUAUUUGACGAAUUUGAAGAGUGGUAUAUGAUGCAGGAGCACUAUUGUGUUACAUAUGCAAUUAACGAUGCUAUGGGUCUGUUCAAGGAAUUUGGUUUCCCUAAUAGACAGCCUACGACAGACGCCUCGAUUGCAACAUCCACAUGAAAAGAGGACCUCAUCUAGACAAUCAUUUAUUUUCAACCUCUGAUGCUAAUCAGAAUAUGAAUGGAAGCUGGUUACUAGUUGUCAACUUGUCCGGACCUAGAGGUUUCAGGUACUGAAAGGGUCUCUACCAGUACUGGGUCCUAGUUAGAUGUUUUAGGGAUGAUCAUUAGUGUGAAUGCAUCUAUACAUAUACUUGUUUGACAUGAGGGGGAAGAUCCUUUCCAGAUAUUUUUUUAUUUUUCUUUUUAUUUUACAUAAUUUUGGCCUGAACUGAGUUUGAAUGGAGCGACAUGGGCCGUGAGAGUUUAUAUAGUCGAUCCCAACUUG